AUGCUGCUGUCUGCGAAAGCCAUCUCUCUCCUCGCGCUCGCGUCCCUCGUCGCGUCGCGCCCCUCCCCCCACCUCGCGCGUCUCGACCUCGUCGCCCGCGACGUCGUCCUAAGCCCCGACAACUCCUGCGGCGGCACAAACAACUACACCUGCCCCGACAACGCCUGCUGCUCCGCCAGCGGCUGGUGCGGCACCACCCUCGACUACUGCGUCGACGGCUGCCAGGCAGACUUUGGCACCUGCGCCGACCCCGGCGACUACGCCGGCACCGUCUCGCCUGACAACAGCUGCGGCGGCACAAGCGGCUUCAUCUGCCCGACCGGCUCCUGCUGCUCGGCGAACGGCUGGUGUGGAAACACCACCGACUACUGCGGCACUGGCUGCCAGUCCGACUUUGGCUCCUGCAGCGCGGCCGCGAGCGGAACCGCCUCGGCGGGCGCGCCUGCGGCCUCGGGCGGAACCUCGCCGGAUGGAACCUGUGGUCCGAGUAAUAACGGCUACACCUGUCCUACUGGUGAGUGCUGCUCCGGUGCUGGAUACUGUGGAUCGACUUCCGGUUACUGCGCGUCGCCGGGCUGUCUGUCUGGAUACGGCGACUGCGAUGCUGAUACUAUUCCGGCCGGCACCAACACUUCUUCCGUCGUUCGUACGCUCUUUGGCGAUGUUCCUUUUGGAUCUAUCAUUGAAGACUGCCAUGACGCAGGAAACAUUGCCCUUACUUUCGACGAUGGCCCUUACACCUACACCAGCGACCUUCUCGACCUCCUCGCAAACUACUCCGCCAAAGCCACGUUCUUCAUCACCGGCAACAACAACGGCAAGGGCGAGAUCGAUCUCUACUGGGCCGACGUGAUCAAGAAGACCUACGCGGCCGGCCACCAGAUCGCGUCGCACUCGUGGUCGCACGCGAACUUUGACGAGCUCGCGCCGUAUCAGAUGCGCAACGAGCUCUACAAGAACGAGAUCGCGCUCGUGUCUAUCAUCGGAAAGUUCCCGACUUACUUCCGGCCGCCGUAUUCCGCGUGCGGUGACGCCUGUCUGGCGGUGAUGGAGGAGCUCGGAUAUCAUGCUGUUUUGUUUGAUCUCGACACCCAGGAUUAUCUGCAUACCACGGCCGAUACCAUCCAGCUCAGCAAGGACGCGGUGUAUGAUCAAAUGAACGGCCUCGAUGUUUCGGAAACUGAUAUGCUCUCCAUCGCGCAUGAUAUUCACUGGCAAACGGUGUACAAUUUGACUGGCUACAUGCUCGAGUACAUGCAGGGACUUGGAUAUAACUUCGUCACGGUCGGCGAGUGCUUGCAGGAUCCUGAGAAGUACUGGUACCGCUCUGCUGAGGACGGAACUGUCUCUGUUUCGUCUGAGGCUCCUUCUUCCUCGUCUGAGGCUCCGUCUUCUGCGUCUUCCGCGUCUGCAUCGGUGUCCUCGUCUUUCAUGUCCUCAGAGUCCUCCUCGUCUUUCCUGUCCUCUGCGUCAUCCUCGUUAGAUUCUUCAGAGUCGCCCUCGUCGUACUCAACCCUCCCUCCGACCUCCUCAUCCAUCCCCGCCGCUCCCUCUUCGACCCCAUCGACCCUCUCAACCUCGACGAUCUCCUCCUCCCCCGCGUCUUCGUCCGCAGUCUCAACUCCCGCACCCAUCACUUCCUCAUCAAUCUUGAGCUCCUCCGCUUCCUCUUCUUCGAUCUCCAUCACCACUUCUCCCACGAGUACUACUACAUCCUCGUCCGGUCAUAAUCAUACUGUAUGA
Molecule: messenger RNA, 1743 nt
Organism: Myxozyma melibiosi
Lineage: Eukaryota; Fungi; Ascomycota; Lipomycetes; Lipomycetales; Lipomycetaceae
Exons: 3
Coding region: 1-1743 (580 amino acids)
Biological process (GO): carbohydrate metabolic process
Molecular function (GO): hydrolase activity, acting on carbon-nitrogen (but not peptide) bonds; chitin binding
Source: RefSeq, a predicted model, not a curated record